Ectocarpus siliculosus is the source of this 3102-nucleotide messenger RNA. The record is from the annotation of a GenBank genome assembly. Lineage: Eukaryota; Phaeophyceae; Ectocarpales; Ectocarpaceae.
CUCCAACCAACUGCGUCGACGAACUAGAAGACUCGAUUCCCCGCACCACAUCCCGUCUGAACGCCCCACACGGCACGUGUGUCCGUGUCUCCGGCGGCGGCGGCCUCGGCGGGCGGAGAACGCCGCACGCACUUCGAACUCCAGGUGCGGAGCGCGUCCAUGCACCACAAGGCGGAGUACGGGCACGCCGCCCACUGGAGCUACAAGAGCGACGACGGUGGCGCUAAGGCCGGAGGAGUAGGAGAGAGGAGAUCGUGGAGGUCUUACGAUCGGCUGAAGGCGGCGGGGGCACGGCGGACGGGAAUGGACAGUCCCGCCACCGCCGUCCCCGACAGCGUGUCUUCCGGGAAGGAGCUGGUGACGUGGUUGCACCUCGAGCUCCAACAGCGCAAGGUGUUCGUGUUCGGUCCCGACAAUCUCAUCUGGGAGCUCGACAAGGCGUCCGCUACUGCGGAGAACGUCCUGGGCCGCUCCCACGCGGCAGGCAUCCGCCUCAUCGACGGUGGCGCCGCGGGUGGCAAGACGGGCAUCACCCUCGUCAACGGGAAGGCCGUGCCGAGGCACUACGCCUUCAAGAACGGUGACGUGCUGGACCUCGACCUCGCCAUGGCGUGAUGAUACGAUUGGUCAAAACUCUUGAUGUGGUAACCCGUGGAUUGUCUUUGAGGGAGGGAGUGAUGGAUCGACUGAUUGAGAAUUGCCUUGCGGCGAGAACCGUGUCCAGUGGGGGAAGAGUGAGAGUUGAGAGGAUCGAACGACGAAACAAUUUGUCGGAGGCGGCGGCGGCAGCACUUCCGUUCUUGACUCCCUUGUUGGAUGUCUUGCGUUCUCUUCGGCAGCCAUUGGAUUCGCAUCGAGUGGCUGGGUAGGGCGGUUACGCGCGAUGUCGGUCGAGUUAUGGCGAAGAGUCUUGCUCGGCCUUGGCCGGACCGGGGUGUGUUGUGCCCGCCCGAUGUGGCGCAGCGUUGUACAUAAAAAAAACGAAAGAAAGCGUAGCCCUAGUUCAUAGUGUGACGAAAGAGUUGGUUUACGCGUCGUUGGGCAAGGGCGGUGGAAACAGAAACAGCCGCUGUGAAUGACGGGUGUUGCGGACGAUUUUUCUUGGUGUAGUCAGCACAGCUAGCGACAAUGGUGUAUAUAAGCGAGGUUGUUUGCUGUUGUAUAUUUUUUCGUGUGUGUGUGGGUGCGGCCUCUCCUAAUUUCUUGUAAAUAAAAGUUGUGCGGUGCGGUGUUGGUCUUCUGAUGAUCGCACGUGGCCGAGAGGUAUUGCCGGGGUUGUCCCGCAGAUGGUUAAAAAAGGAGGGGGGGGGGGCUUGUAGGGCACAGAGUGGGAGGAUGGAUGCGUCUUGUGUUCGUUGCAGCCCUACCUUUAUCCUCUCCUUGUCGACCUAAAAAACGAAACAAAAAGCGUCUGGUCAUGCAUAGCACUAUAAUAGCUGUAUCGUGUAUGUUGAAGGGCUAUCCACUCCAACAAGUGCCAAGUAAUUCUAGGUGCAAUAACACCGAUGUCUAUAAGUUGCCGUUGUGGUGCGCGGUGGGCACGUGUCUGGGUGUGGACAGCGAGAGGGGAGGUUGGGUCUAUCAUGAUGGCAGGCCUCCGAGAAUGAAUGGACUUUUUUUUUGUGUGUGCGUGGUGGUAAGGUAAGGCUAUGAAAUCACGCUCUUCGCCCAGGGCGGCGGCUUGAACAGCCAGUGUCGUGUGUUCCUUUGGGGUAUCAUAAGCGAGGCGUUUCAGGAAAUGGGAGACCAUUGCCGUGGUGAACCGUUUGGUAUCAAAGGUUGCUGGUCGUUGCUUGUCUGUUGAGGGAGCGCGGUGGAGAUUUGUGGAUAUUGUCCGGAUUCGAAGCAAUGCGCUCUUGUUGUCCGAUUGUCGGACGGGAUGGAAAGAAGGAUGGGCAGAAGACAGACCAGAGCGACGAAGAAAUUGGCGUUUACCGAAUGAGGGCCUCGUACAUAGGGUUGUAUAAUUGUGAUGUAGCAUACAGGCUUUAAUACGGGCGAGGGUGCAUGAAGUGCCCGACCCCCGUACCCCCCACCCCAUUCGCAGGGACCCGUGUCCCUUGUUUUGUGUAGGGUGCGGCCCAUUUUCGUGUACCUAAUUGUAACAGUGGUACAGAGAGGGCAGUGGGUGCUAAGUUGCCAAUGCACGCGGCAAAGCGGUGCAUGAGGAACAAGCCGAAAGCUAUUUCGAGGAGUGGGUGUACGUGACUCUUUUUUUUUCAGUAUACUGUAUGGUUGGAAGCACUCGCGAAGUUUCGUGAUGGGCGGGGCGGGGCGUCAUGCCGUUCUUGUUUAGUUUCAAGGCCACGAAAUGUUUCCAACAGGACUGCCGAAAGGAGGCUUGUGGCCGUAAAGAAACUUGCGAUCAAAUCUUGGUGGUUGGGUAGUGAUUCCCAUCUUUUUUUUUUUUGGCUGGCCUAGGGGGUGUAGUAGCGGAGAUGGGUCGAUGUACGUGUGUGCUGGACGCACCGCCUGCUGAGGAGGGGUACUUCCAGUUUUUGUGCUGUGAGUGGGUGGAGGUCGAAGGGGGGGCCGGCUCCGUGACACGGGGCAGAUUGUUGUGGGCUUCGUGGCGUGUGUGGUGUAUUGUGUGCGAUUUUUUUGUUGUUCUGCGUGGAGAUUUUGGAUGAGAGCGACAGAGGGGAUUUUGGACGCGGGGGUACGGAGGGGAGGUCAAUCUACAGCAGUGACGAGGCAGAGAUGGAGUGGAGAGCAAAAAACGAAAAGGGUUGGAAUAGCAUAGCAUAGUUCACGUGAUCUAAGGAAAAGCGUUUGUUUGGCUUUCGGUGGGGGACGGAAUAGGGCAAGGGAGAAAAUAUCCGACCAAGAUGUUCGGAUACGGAGGUUGUCGAAGCUUGUCGCUGUACUCUCUAGUUCCCCGGUUUUGCGCCAGGGCUAGAUGAUACAGCCACUGUGUUUUCAGUUUUCAAAGGUGGCUCUAGAGCUCGACGACCAAGCGUGUCGAGGAGAAACGAGCUGGGCUGCCGAUGAUAGGCGAUGGACGGAAAUUAGGAAGGCGGGAAUGAGUUGUGGUAGGCCGUCGAGGGCUCCCACCGGAUUGCACGGAAAUUAAUAUGAAAGUGAACAUUGCGUUUUCAGUUU